Hypoxylon trugodes is the source of this 2581-nucleotide messenger RNA. RefSeq lists its product as uncharacterized. Gene Ontology annotation, molecular function: zinc ion binding; DNA binding. The coding region runs from base 1 to 2172 and encodes 723 amino acids. Gene Ontology annotation, biological process: DNA-templated transcription. Lineage: Eukaryota; Fungi; Ascomycota; Sordariomycetes; Xylariales; Hypoxylaceae. The transcript has 7 exons. The record is from RefSeq and is a predicted model, not a curated record.
AUGUCUGAAGGAGAUGGCCAGAAUGGGGCCCAGAGAUUGACCACUCAGGCGCCCGCGCCUAGGAAGAAAUUUGCGAUUCCUCCCGUCAAGAACGCCUGUCUAUCUUGGUACGUCGCAGCGCCCAACCAUUGCGCCAUUGUGCCAUUGUGCCAUUGUCCCGGGUCCAUCUACUAUACCUUUACUGCUCUAGUUCCUAACUUUAUUGAAACAACGAGAGACGCUAAUGGUGAUCGUUUUUUUAAGUCGCGCAUCGAGAACGAGUGCGUGACGAAAGAUCGCGAAUGCGUAUAUAAACCAAGUAGACGAGGAGGGCCUCGCAUUCGAAAGAAGGCUCGACCAUUGUCGGAUUAUCAAGAUUUAGCCAUUUCACUCCCUCCUCGGCAAGAAGAAAUUCCGCAGGAUGCACUCCUCAUCGAGAACUACAUAGAUCCGGGUGCUGGCCUCAAGCCUUUAGCCGAUAUAUGGAGAGAUAGCGAUGCCAUCUAUGAUAAUCUAUUUCAAGAUGCCGUGAUUGAUACCACCAUCGCCCCUAGUAUCAAAAUUCCUAUGGUCAGGACCUAUGGGGGUAAUGAUCGGGCCAUACUGAAUGCGUAUUAUAUUUGGAUCCACCCCUAUUUCCCCAUCUUGCCGCCGCCAGAGACGACGCCGGUAAUUGAUGAAGUUCUUCCCCUUUUCGAGCACCAGAGGGAUAAAUUUGAAGAACCUCAAUCAGCUAUAGCUCUUGCGAUCUCUGCAAUCUUGGCCCUCAUACCAUGUCCCCAAGAUCCCAACCCACUCGAGCAGGAGUCAAUCCGCUGGAGACGCACAUACUCUCAGUUCCUUGCCAAGUCGGCCCUUGAGAGUAUCGAAACAGAGGCAGAAAGGCCAGAGUCUUCCGUCGAACCUCCGAAAGCUCUAGAUGACUCUGACGAAGAGGUCUUCCGAGAGAAAUUCCACUCACAAGUCCCCUUAGAGAUAGAAAGUGUCAUCGCUCUCGAUCUCUUGAGUGUUUAUGAAUAUGCCCAACGUGGAAACCUGAAGAAGAUGCGGGCUAGGGUUGGAGCGGCCUUGGUGUCAGCGAUGUCCUUAAUGCUUCACACACGUAAUGAUGUUGAAGAUGAAUAUUCAGAGGCGCGACGUCGCGCGUGGUGGAUGACCUACAUUUGUGUCUGCCAGGGAUCAAUUGUUAGCAAUACGUCCCCCACAUUUGAAGUAUUCGCAUCUAGCUUCACUGCCAAGUAUCCCACUGUCAAAGCCGAUCCAGAGGUAUGGCCGUUGUUUGUUCAAGCUCAACAAGCAAUUCUAGCUGCUACCCAAUUCGUCAUCGAUUUCAAUAAGGCUAGAAAAGACCAAUCGGAUAUGGGUCGCAUCUUCAACAGGAUGCGUGAGCUUGAGCGCCUCCUAGAACCUCUGAUAACCAAGUCUGAAUCGUGGGUCUUAAAUUGCCCAUUGACACAACCGGUUGAUAAGAGAGAGUCGGUUUUGUCACAAUCAUUACGAUGCAUAUCACGCAUCAAGUUGAAUAGUGCCCGAAUUAAGGUUCAUCGCUAUUGUGCUUUCUUCGACCUUGCCGUAUUUUCUUCGAAGCAUUGCGAUCUCAAAAGUACAGCGGAGAAAGAAAGUGUUGAUAGCCCAGACGUAGUCCAGCUUCAAUCAUGCUGCACUAGUACGCCGUCUAUCCAGUCAAGUCCGUCUGGGGGGUCAGUGUCGCCGACACUUUCUAGUCGUUCUACACCCAAUGCAGAUUGCUGCGGUUUCACCUACCAACCAACGCCAGUUCUUCAAUUCCCAUUCAGCACUCACCACUCUUCAAAGAUAUGUUUGAAGUCUGCUUUGAAUAUUGCCCAAGCGUUUGACUCCUUGCCGUAUCCGAACCCCAGUGGUAUGCUUUGCGACACACCAUGCUACAUUGGAGUAAAUUCAACAUUGAUUACUCCGAGGACAAUGCCGGCAUUCGCUUGCUGCGCAAUGCAAUGCAGUUACGCAUUGCUCAUGGUUAAGGAUCGAACUGAGUCGAUGUACCCAACUGCGACCGGCGAGGCUGGUCCUCUAGUUGACAACCUCCGCGACAGACUUCAACAAGGAUUGGUGUCAAUACUAGUGACACUGGAGAAUUAUGCCACAGCUUUUGAAGCACUAGGUGGCAUGAGAGACCAAAUUCGGGAUAAGGUUGAUUUGGCGCUGGGAUUUUAAGAUAUGCAAAAUGAUACCUUUUGAGUCAAUAAUAUGUUCAGGUUUUAAUCGAACAUGGAGUCAUUAGUAGGGAGCAAUCAUUAAAUGAAAGCUUGGACGUUUCUCCCCUCUUUAUACAAUCAUGAUGGGUUUCGCUCGAAAACCUGGGCUAGACAAAGCGAAAUAUGUAAGUACAUAGGUAUGGUAAACUAGGGCGGAUCAUUAAGGGCUACGAAGUUAUUUGAAUGAAAAUAAUUGAAAUAAAUACCCAUUCGAGCGGCGAUACACGGCAGUGUUUUCGAAUUUCACAUAUCAAUGCCUAUGACGAGGUGAAACCCCCUAUUUCAAAUUAAACAGAUCAGAUUAGAUCGUUAACAUUAUUAUCCUAAACCUAUUUAAUAAUUUAUAUCGUAUGUUUAAUUAAAUGAAA